This is a messenger RNA of Cuscuta epithymum, 1341 nucleotides long. The record is from the annotation of a GenBank genome assembly. NCBI's taxonomy places the organism in Eukaryota, Viridiplantae, Streptophyta, Magnoliopsida, Solanales, Convolvulaceae.
AUGAGGAUACCCUAAUGCAAAAAAGUAUCCAUCUCAUUCUCAUGUGCCAAAUACUCCGGGGCGGAUAAUAAGGAGAACUAAUAACCAGAGCCUUCUCCCUCCCUCUCUCGGAUUUUCAUAUGGCUGGAAAAUCCGGCGCGGCAACCUAUUCUCCGUUUCCGUCCCACAGAAAGCCGACGAAAGAAUCCAGCCCCUUCGGAGACGAAUGGGUGCGUUCUGACGGUCGCCACUUCUACAGGUGCCGCGAUGCAUUGCUAAACACUGGUGCAGUGAAAGCAGCAUCAGGAUCUGCUUAUGCAGAAUUUGGGAAUACGAAGGUCAUUGUUUCAGUAUUUGGGCCAAGGGAGAGUAAGAAAGCAAUGAUGUACAGUGAUACAGGGAGGUUGAAUUGUAAUGUUUCUUAUGCAACUUUUGCCACACCGGUUCGUGGGCAGUUGUCAGCAGAAAAUAAAGAGUUGUCCCCAAUGCUGCAUAAAGCUUUAGAAGGGGCCAUUAUCCUCGAUUCAUUUCCAAAGACCACUGUAGAUGUUUUUGCUUUGGUCUUGGAAUCUGGUGGCAGCGAUCUUCCCGUUAUUAUAACAUGUGCUAGCCUAGCAUUAGCUGAUGCGGGGAUUUUGCUGUAUGAUUUGGUUGCCGCAGUUUCUGUGAUGAUGAUGGUAUUAUUAUCAUUUUCACAUAUAGUCUUGUAUCGGGAAAAACCUUCUCAUAGAUCCAACUUCAGAAGAGGAGAGCAUACAAGAUGGAAGCCUAAUGAUGGCAUGUAUGGCAUCACGCAAGGAGCUCACUCAGUUGACCCUCACUGGGGAGUGGUCCACGCCAAAGAUUAAUGAAGCAAUGGAGCUAUGCAUAGAUGCUUGUUCAAAACUAGGGAAUAACAUGAGAACUGCUUGUUUGCCGCAAAGUGGCGUUUCCGAUUAGCCAGUCCAAGUAAUAGGGACUAUAUGGUAUGCGGAUUGAAGUGCCCCUUUUCUUUCCUCAAGUAUUUUCAUGCAACUUCUAUUUCCAUAGCAGCAGUGUUAACUACUUUCAUGAGUUACAUACCUGGCAACAGUGAUCACUAUUUUUCAUAUUUAUUUGGGAUAUGGUGCUCUUGUUGGCUUAAAAGGCAGUUUAAUUGAAUGAAUUUGCAUUAGUUCAGUUAGUCCAUGUUCACAUUUUCUGAUUCUUGGAAGGUAAAAAUGAAGUUCUGAAAAGAAAAAUGAAAAAGAGUUGUUUUCAGUUUUGUGUGUUUUUUUCCCUAUUUCAUACUCUGUAUACUACUUCUUAUCCAAGUAAAUGAAAUUAUGUAAUUGAUAUUGAAUUGUAAUUCCUUCUGUCCAUUACAAGUUUGUCAUCUUCGAU